This is a messenger RNA of Schistocerca cancellata (South American locust), 2205 nucleotides long. It is a transcript of the gene Usp14, whose product is annotated as ubiquitin carboxyl-terminal hydrolase 14. Gene Ontology annotation, molecular function: cysteine-type deubiquitinase activity; protein binding; proteasome binding. The record is from RefSeq and is a predicted model, not a curated record. Lineage: Eukaryota; Metazoa; Arthropoda; Insecta; Orthoptera; Acrididae. Gene Ontology annotation, biological process: proteasome-mediated ubiquitin-dependent protein catabolic process; protein deubiquitination; regulation of proteasomal protein catabolic process.
GGAACAAGCGAAGCUACAUCUCUGGAAGUGACUGAUGAAUUUUGUGUUGUGGUGUGUGUUUAGAAAUGAAAUACUGACCCCGUAAGCAUUGUAACUUCAGUGUCUCUUGUUUGUGCAGCGGGGGUGUGAAAAUAUUCGAUUAUCGUAACUGUUUGCUAUACUCAUUUUUGUAAUGCCAACUUACAAAGUGAAAGUGAAGUGGGGUAAGGAGACAUACACUGAUGUUGAAGUCAACACAGAUGAAGAUCCUCUGGUGUUCAAAGCACAGAUAUUUGCCUUAACAGGCGUUCAGCCUGAGCGACAAAAGGUAAUGGUGAAAGGGACGACAUUAAAAGAUGGUGAUUGGGGAAAUACAAAACUAAGAGAUGGUGCAACUAUAUUGUUGAUGGGCAGCAAAGAAGAGGAUGUUCCAGUAGAACCUACAGAAAAGCCAUUGUUUGUAGAGGAUAUGAAUGAAAGUGAACUAGCAUCUGCACUCGACUUGCCUGCGGGUCUGACUAAUCUUGGCAAUACUUGUUAUAUGAAUGCAACAGUGCAGUGCCUCAAGACUGUCCCUGAGCUACGAGAGGCACUGAGGGACUUCAAGGGAGGUGUGACAUUAUCUGGGGAAAUGAUUCCUGCGCAGUCAAUUACUGCAGCUCUUAGAGAUUUGUAUGAGUCAAUGGAGAAGGGAGCCACUAUUCCUCCUAUACUAUUGUUGGAAGUGUUACACAUGGCUUUUCCUCGGUUUGCUGAGAAAAGUGAACAUGGGGGCUUUACUCAACAAGAUGCUAAUGAGUGUUGGACAGAAAUGGUGAGAAUGUUGCAGCAGAAGCUACCACCAAAGACAGCUGAAGGCCAAACUUCUACUUUCAAGUCACUGGUAGACCAGUACUUUGGUGGUACCUUUAAUGUUGAAUUGAAGUGUACAGAGUCCGAAGAUGAACCUCCAAGUCACAGCAUAGAAAACUUUCUGCAGCUGAGUUGCUUCAUAUCGCAAGAUGUCCGAUACAUGCAUUCAGGCUUAAGAUCUAAAAUGCAAGAACAGAUUACAAAACUUUCUCCCUCUUUGCAACGAGAUGCAGUCUACACUAAGACAUCUAAAAUCAGCAGGCUUCCAGCAUACCUAACUGUGCAGUUUGUGAGGUUUUAUUAUAAAGAAAGAGAAGCAAUAAAUGCCAAAAUUUUGAAAGACGUUAAGUUUCCUUUGGAUUUUGAUGCGUUUGAGCUGUGCACACCUGAACUUCAACAAAAAUUGACACCAAUGCGCUCCAAAUUUAAGGGUGAGUGUACUACACAUUGCACAGUAUUUAUUAUAGUACAUGAAUAUGAAGAUAAGCGAGUGGAAGAAUCACAGGCUGACAAGACGGAUAAAGGAGACGAUGGGGAGAAAGCGAAAAUGAAGGCUGUGCCUUUUUGGUUCGAAAAUGAUCUUGGUUCCAACAAUUCUGGAUACUACACACUGCAGGCAGUUUUGACUCAUAGAGGCCGUUCCAGUUCUAGUGGCCACUAUGUCGCAUGGGUGAGACAGAAGGAAGAUACAUGGAUCAAGUGUGAUGACGAUACAGUCUCACCAGUUACAUCAGAUGAUGUCCUGAAACUGUCUGGAGGAGGUGAUUGGCACUGUGCAUAUGUUUUGCUGUACGGUCCCCGUAUAUUAGAAGUUCCUGCUGAAGAAUCAGAAACCUCUGCUUCUGCUUCAUCUUCUGUUAACACGCCAUCUGUUCUUCUUUAAUUUGAAACUUGAACACAAACAUUAAUGAAAAAUGUUUAUAAUCAACAAAGAAAAGAAACUGCAUAACAGUGGAAAUCGCGUCUCUGAACUUCAUUUUUUUAUGUGCUUGUUUUGAAAGUGAGUGUGGUACCAUUGAAAUUUCAUAGAAACUAAACAUUGAGAAAGUUUUAAGUGUGCCAUUUCUUAAAUAUAUUGUCAGUUUUCCAUAUUCUUAAUGUUUUCUAAAUUGUUUAUUGACUUGCCUGCAUUUAUCUUUUGAUUGCCCUUCAUUUCAGUAAUUCCUAAACUGCUUUGUUGAAGGAGUUACUGCUAGCAUCUGUGCCUGCUGAGGCCUAAGUGUUCAAUUGGGGCUAUCCAGUAUGUUGGGCAUCAAACUUUGUGGAAAACCAGGCACAUACAUCUGUGUGUAUAAAUUAUUAUUUGGUCUUGUAAGAGCAGUUUCGUUGUCAUGUCUGUGAUUGUAAUGCAAUACAGUGAACUGAAAACUGAAA